Messenger RNA from Talaromyces stipitatus ATCC 10500, 510 nucleotides. RefSeq lists its product as uncharacterized. The coding region runs from base 1 to 510 and encodes 169 amino acids. The transcript is spliced from 3 exons. Lineage: Eukaryota; Fungi; Ascomycota; Eurotiomycetes; Eurotiales; Trichocomaceae. The record is from RefSeq and is a predicted model, not a curated record.
AUGGCCCCUACAAUUUGUUCUCCCUGGCCAGCAGAAGACCCAGAACAAUUUCCAGGCUCACUACAUGUACCUGGGAUCAAUGAACCUUAUAAUAAUGACAACUUUGAUCGGUACUGGAGUGCGAUGGACACAAGUGACCCUGACUUCCCUCUUCAGAGAGCCAUUGGACAGGACCUAAGGCCUACAUCACCAUCAUCUGGGUUUUCCGCAUCUGUGUCCUUAGCAGGCACAGACGAUAAAUCACGCAUCGAGGAACUGAUUAACUGUGUAACAGAUAUGCGAGAAGAACUCCUGAAAAUGAAGAUGCUCAUGGAAAUGAUCCACAACUCUCUUCUGAAUCAUAUCAUGCCAGGAGGGAUUAACCCAAUAGCCCACUAUGCCAAACAUUAUCGGGACCUGAAAAAGAGUAAGAGAUUUGGAACAGAGAUACCCCUUCCGGACCCUUCCCUGAUGGGAACCACCAGGGGCACAUAUAGCUAUCGACGCCGAGACAGCAAGGUCCAUCCAUGA